AUGACAGAUUCCAAUGAGGAUGGGACUGAGAGGCACCGUCAAAUGCUUACUGCCUGGCAAAGAACGCAGCUCAGUCACAAACAACGACCUAAAGAACGCAAGAUGUCAAGAGAAUGGAACCACAACUCCCCUUUGGAGAGGGGUUCUGUAGCCCCAGUAGCGACAUUGCUCCGCCAGGUCUACUUUGCCUGGCCUACGUCCCUCGAACGCCUUGUCCAUACUCCUGGGCAGGUCCCGGUCCUGGCCUGCGCACAUCAAGGCCGUGUGGGGAGCAUAGGACCAAAGGACGACGGAGUCAAGACAGGGCUCGAUAUGAAGGAAGUCAUCCACGAUGCAAGGGAUGCUCAGCAGCACGAACCAGUGAUCAGUGGGUCGGAGAUUUUGUACAGCACGAAGUGA
This is a messenger RNA of Penicillium crustosum, 399 nucleotides long. RefSeq lists its product as uncharacterized. The coding region runs from base 1 to 399 and encodes 132 amino acids. NCBI's taxonomy places the organism in Eukaryota, Fungi, Ascomycota, Eurotiomycetes, Eurotiales, Aspergillaceae. The transcript is spliced from 3 exons. The record is from RefSeq and is a predicted model, not a curated record.